Molecule: messenger RNA, 474 nt
Organism: Paraglomus brasilianum
Lineage: Eukaryota; Fungi; Glomeromycota; Glomeromycetes; Paraglomerales; Paraglomeraceae
Source: the annotation of a GenBank genome assembly
AUGGCGCCACCACUACCAAAAGACAGCACUAACCACGAGCCGAGUGAAUUUGCGGCAGCGCAUUUAGCGACUGCUCUACCAAACACUGGUUAUUAUGACCCAAACGAUUCUUCCAAUAAACCGACCAUGGUUGAACUUAACAGACCUGUAGAAGUUCUCCCGGGCGCUAAUUCCCAGGCGGUUGAUCCUGCAACGGGAAUACCAUACAUGGUUGCAACAACGCGAAGAGAAGGAUGCACAUUUACAUGCAGUUGGGAAAUGGCUGUCUCAGUAUUUGCUGUCCUGCUAAUUUUGGUCGGAAUUAUACUGUUGGGCGUUGGGCUAUCAAAUUGCGAUGAGUACUAUUGUGAUCCGGUCAUGUAUGGUGCUGGUAUUGCACUUUUGUGUAUAGGAGUUUUUAUGGGUAUAAGUGUCAUAGUUGUAAUUUUGGUUCGUCGCCACAAUCGGGUAACCACUACUAUCAACCAUAGUUAA